AAUCAACUUCUUUGAAUGAAUUCUCUAAACACCCAUAACGCGUUGGAUGAAGCUGCCGAUAUUUUUCAUGAAUUCUUCCGCGAUCUAGAUUUAGUGCCUUCUGACAUUCUUGCCGGCCUAAUAUUACUUCGAAAGGAACAAAAAGUAGCUCGUAAACUAAGGACUCUUCAUAAGUCAGAUAGCAUUGAAGAAUAUUUAUGUGAGUAUCCUGUAUCGGAUCAAUCUUUAUUUCUAAACCUCACAAACCAGGUUGAACUGGAUGUCUAUCACGAUCAGAUGUAUUAUUGCAACUAUGCGAUUGCUUCGUAUGGUCCCUUGUUUUAUUACAUCUACAAUCCAUUAACCGGAGUUUGUAAGAUGACACAAAGCUGCAUGUGUGGUCACAAUGGAUGCUGUUUAUCAAACCAGAGUUCUCAUUAUCCAUUGACAUAUGGUGAUCAUUGUUUCAAUUGUAAAACAAACGUGGUUCAACUGUCACUUGAUGAUAGUGGUUAUAUUCAAGAUACUGAGAUUGUUUAUAUUUCAUGGAAUAAUGAUGUUUACCAACAACCCUUUUUUGUUGCAAUUGAUCAUAACAAAAGAUCGGUUGUGUUAACGAUACGUGGAACACUAAGUGAGCUUGAUGCGCUUACUGAUGCCGUGGCUUCUCCCAUCUCUAUUCCUGUUGAAGGCAAUGAUGGGACAUGGAAGGGACAUAAAGGAAUUGUGAGCUGCGCUAGUUAUAUUCAAGCAAAACUUGUGGAGGAUGAAAUUUUGUCUCAGGUUUUUCAUUCUUCGUGUAAAUCGGUCAAUUACAAGUUUAUUCUUGUUGGCCACUCCUUAGGAGCAGGUGUUGCUGCCAUCCUAUCUAUUAUGUUACAUCCUACGUAUCCACAACUUGAAUGUUAUUGUUAUGCUCCACCUGGAGGAUUAUUAAGUUUUUCCGCAAUGGAGUCCUCAAAAGUUUACAUACAAACUGCUGUACUUGGCAAUGAUGUUGUCAUUAGAACAGGCCUUCCACAACUUGAAGUGCUGCGGAAUAAAAUUACCAACCUGUUGAAAAAAACUCAGUUACCAAAAUACAGAAUAAUUCUCGGAAACAUUUUUCAUUGUGGAAAAGAUUCUUCUGCUGAUCUCUCACAGCAUAUAGAAAUGUCUAACAUUACUGAGAAGUUCAAUGAAACUGGUGAAGGAAGUAAUUCGGCCGAGAAACUUUAUCCUCCAGGGAAGAUACUUCAUGUCAUAUAUCGUAAACAGGAAGAUCAAAGUUCUUGGUUCAAUUCAAGGAAAGAAUCUGUAGAGUAUUAUGCACUUCAUGCUGACAAUGCAAAUCAUUUUAAUGAAAUUAUUGUUUCUGGGAAUAUGAUUUCUCACCAUUUCCCACAAGAAUUGUUGAAAGCAUUAGAAAAGGUUCAAUCGUAUAGAACGAAGACUUCUGAUAAAUAUUCACAAGCAGCUACUCUUGAAAGUCAUGCACCGCUUAUACCAACAAGGAUAAAUAACCUUCAUGUUACAGAUCAAAGGUUGUGGGAUGAAGGUCCUUCUUGUUCAACCAACGAGACAAAUCAGAAUUUUUCGAGCAAUACACAACAAAGUACUUUCGCACAUUCAUCCGUGCACAACACAGAUAAUGAAACAUUUGCAUCGAAUGAUCAUGUGAUGCAACAGCAAGAACAAGUUGACCCUGUUCUGCUUGAGUUCGAUGAUCAAAAUAAUGAGAAGGAAACAUUGGAUGUAAAAUAUUUCCGUUCCCAAUCCAUGCCACCCCACCACAAGCAACAGGUGGAUGAAGAAACUUUCUUUCGAGCGCGUUUUGAACCAAAUCUCAUCCCAAAGCCUCCUCGAUCACAUUCGUUUCAAUUUAGUCAUAAGGUACAACAAUAGAUCAUGUGCUCACUGUUAAACUAUGCACUACACACGCUUCCAAACUUUUUUUGCUACAUUGUUAAUCUAUUGACCAAUAUCCUUUGAACUCUUGUGCUCUUUCUGUAACUUGUGCUAAAACAAAUCAUGUUGUACAUUGCAACUUUAUGAUUCAUGCGGUCUGUGAUGUCAUAAUAAUCAUGGUGGUUUCUAUACAGCUCAGCUUUUAUAAAUAUGUUGCAAAUGGUUAAUCCCACUUCAAGCAUGUUUCUUGUAUCUAUUUUUGAUAAUAAUUUGUUCAUCUUGAUUUUGUAUGAUUGGUGCAACAUACGCUGAUCUUGUAUUCCGGGACAUUUUAAGUGCUUUGGCCUCAAACACAGUGCUUUGGCUCAAAUUGCCUGAUAUAUUUUGAACAAUAAAAUUGUUCUUAAAUAAUAGAUAGCUGAUACAAUAAGCUUGCUAUAAGAUGAUGUAACUUAGUUAUAUUCUGUUCUAUGGGUUCACUUCGUGUCGUGUGCGCUUUCGAGUUCUACAAUAGGCUGAUCAAUCAGAUCCCGAAAUAUCGAAAUAUUAGGUGUUGCAAGUAAAUGAUCAAUUAUAAUA
Ciona intestinalis (vase tunicate) is the source of this 2445-nucleotide messenger RNA. NCBI's taxonomy places the organism in Eukaryota, Metazoa, Chordata, Ascidiacea, Phlebobranchia, Cionidae. The record is from RefSeq and is a predicted model, not a curated record.